Belonocnema kinseyi is the source of this 11719-nucleotide messenger RNA. It is a transcript of the gene nocte, whose product is annotated as protein PRRC2C. The transcript is spliced from 17 exons. The coding region runs from base 437 to 8674 and encodes 2745 amino acids. Gene Ontology annotation, biological process: cell differentiation. Lineage: Eukaryota; Metazoa; Arthropoda; Insecta; Hymenoptera; Cynipidae. The record is from RefSeq and is a predicted model, not a curated record.
UUCCGAUUCCCAAAUGAAAAGAAAAAGGCAUUAAAACAUAUCAUUAAAACUCCUAUUCCUAAUUAGCACAACUAUUCAUUUUCCCAAUAGCACAUUAUCCACAGCAUCUUUAAUUUUUGCCAUAUCCUCCGGGAUUUGUGGACAGAACAGUGGGGCGUCUGUGCGGGCGUCUGUGGACGCAUGACGUAAUUGUAUUGAUCGAGGAAGAAGAGCCGAAAGUCGCGCAUUCGCCAUCUUGGUCGAAUUGUGGAGUAGAAGAAGUAAGAGUGUCUCGCAGGUGCGGUGCGAUUAGAACUGUAAUCCGCGGCGAUCCGUGCUUUAAGUAGUUUUAUUGGGAUUUGAACCCGUUUGUGAAUUCGCUACCCAUUUGGACGGACCAAGACAAAGGGUUCGUUCGUUGGGUCUGAGUAGUACUAAAUGGUUGCCUGCAGACAGCAUGUCUACUCUGUCGGGGAUUGUGUCGAAGGGGGAGAAAGGAAAAUCCAAGUUUCAGUCAUUAGAUAUCAAUAGUUUGUACCGAGUUAGCAGGGGGGAAUCUUUGGAGCAACAGCAACAAAAAAGCACAUUACCGCGCAAACAUGGAAUGCAAAGUUUGGGAAAGGUGCCUUCGGCACGGCGACCACCUGCUAAUUUGCCCAGUUUGAAAAGUGAACACAACAGCGGCGAUCCAGCUGUCAGUCUUGUACCAAGCGGUGGAAGCGGUUGGGCUACAACUAAAGACGUCUCAUCACCCACAACCAGUACUAUUACCACUUCAGCCAACACCCCCGACAACACUAAUACAAAUUCAUCUCAAUCACAAUGUGCGGCGGGCACCACUCCAGCGUCAACGACGCCACAGCAUCAUCCACCACUGCCAGGGCAACAGAAUUCUCAGUUACCCCAUCCAUCAGACGUAGGAAACAAAUCAUCAUGGAGUGCAAUAAUGAGCAGACCCGGAGAUGUUGGUACACCCGUCAUGACAACAGUGAUCGGUUAUGCGAGUCUCGUGGGGGGCGGGAGAGGGGCAAGAGGUACCCUCGGACUGAGUUUCCUCGCCCAUCAGUCCCCACAGUUCCAACACGAGUUCCCCAGUCUCAGUGGACAGCCCCCUGCUUCAGUCUCCAUUCAGAGUCAGAUCCACCAGUCCUCGAUGACAUCCAAUGCGAUCUCGGUCGCUGCUCUGCAUCAAUCAUUGCCACAGCAACAGCCACUUUCCCACAACCACUCAGGAGGUGGAAUGGCAGGUCAGCAACAGCAACAGUCUCAACAGAAUCGAGAAUUAAAUGCGCAAUACGGUCCUGGGCCCAGUCUACGUCCCCAAACCGAAGGAAGCUGGAUUCAAGGCGGAAGUCGUGCGGCAGGAGGAGCUGGAACAGGGACAGCUGGUACAGGAAGUGGGAGUACUCAGGGGGCCCAGGGCCCCCCGAUAAACAUCGGAAGCCAAUCAGGACACACAGAGGGACCCUCUGGCGGGCGACCCAACUUGGGCCCGUCGCCAGGCAUGGGCAUGGGCCAGGCAGGCCCGCAUAGCUCACAAAAUAAUCAGAACCCACUUCCCUCUGGACCCCAUCAGGUCGGCCCUAACAUGCACCAUUAUCGAGGUUUAAUUCCUCCUUUUAUGUAUAGAGGCAACUUUCCACCCGGUGGUUUUCCCUCACAAUUUCCACAGAAUGCAGGACCCGGAGGUCCUCGUCCUAGAUUUAACUAUCCCCCGGAACGUGUUCCACAAGGGCAGCGUCAGCAGCAGGACCGCGAACGCAACCAGCAACAAACCAUGGACGAAGAGCCAAUGACUACCCGACCUAUUAUUAAAGAAGAAGAACUCACGAAAAUGGACGACAUUUCACGCGACGCCGGCUGGGCAGCGCUCGACAUCAUCGACUACAAUCAGAAAUUGGCGUUUAGCGAUGAUGAGCUCGAAUUGGACUCGGUCAAGGAGGAGAGAAAAAUUGAAUUUAAGGAGGAGAAAAUUGAGGAUCUGCUUGUAAAUGACGAGAGAGAGAAAUUGCGAGAUAAUCGGGAGAGAGACUUGAAAGAAAGUCGCGAUCAGCCACCGCUACGUUCCUGGAAUCAAAAUUCAUCAUCCGCGCGCGAUUUCCGCGGACCUCCUGGAACGACCGGUUAUUCCUCCUCUCAGCCGCAGCAGCAGCAACAACAGCAACAGCAACGCUCAAAUCAUCCUCUGCGAGGUGUCGAAGAAGAAGAAAUCUGGAAUCAGAGACGUAGAGAGCAGGGUGAAAAAGUGGCGUCUGCCGUUGAGCGAGCUCGUCAAAGAAAAGAGGAAGAAGAGAAGCGAUUUCAAGAAGCAACGAAGCUAGCAGCCGCCCUAAAGUUGCAGAAUUUGGAGCAAAAGUUGAAGGAGAAGCAGGCAAAGCAAAAGGAGGACGAGCCGAUAUUGUCGUCUGUCGUCGAAUCCAAGGGUCUGAUUUCGGUGCCCCCGGUGCCGAUUCCCGUCCCCGAGUGGGAACGAGAAAAGGAAAAUCGUGAGAGGGAGAGUCGCGAGAGGUCUCGCACUUCCUCCGAGGGAAUUGAGGAAAAGAGAGAUUCGCGAGAUUCCAGAGAUUCGCGAGAGUCCAGAGAUUCGCGUGGUGGUGGUGGUGGUGGUGGCGGCGGCGGCGAGCAAGUGACGACAACAAGUGAAUUCCGUGAAAGAGCCUCGUUUAUGAGACCGAUAGAGACGACUCCUCGUGUGGUGGAACGUGAGCGCGAUCGUGAUCAGCGAGAACGGGAGCGUGACCGGGACCGUGAUCAGAGGGAGAUGAGAGAUCGAGAGCCCCCGGCGUUCUCUCGACACUUUCAGCACAAUUUGCCGCCACGAUUCCAAAAACAGCAGGCGGAAAGGAGCGGCGGCGGAUCUGCUUACAACAGCCGGGUCUCACCGAAUGCUGACCGCUCUGCUGUCUCGCAGCCGGCCUCGUCGUCGUACCCGCAGCAAGCGGAUCCCACUAGAUGGGUUCCUAAUCAUAACAACUCACUGACAGACAAUGUGAAAAUCUCACACACAAUGCCGCCGCCUCAGCGUCGAAGCAAAGAUUCAGAUCUCUCGAGUCCCCUGGAAGAAGAAAGACCGCCAUCUCGAGAUCAUCGUGGACCACCUCCAAGAGACGAUCGUUAUCGUCAUGCCCCACCUCCUCAUCGUCCUUACGACAAUCGCAAACCCAGCGGAUAUUACGACGAUUAUAAUCGCGGCUACAAGGACUAUGAAUAUGAUGAAAGACAUCCGCGCGACUCGUGGGAACGAGAGAGACACUAUGAUGAUAAAGGAGAUGUCAGAGAGUCUAGAGAUGUUCGAGAUACUCGUGAUGUUCGAGAUACUAGGGAUUCGCGGGAUAUUCGAGAACCAAGAGAAAGUAGACACGCUUCUGAUAGUCGGGAUGUUCGAGAACGAGAUUCUAGAGACAUUCGUGAAAGAGAUGUCAGGGAUAAAAAGGAUUACGAUACUCAUGUAAAGUCUUCUCCUGGUCAAGAUUCGUUUGACGAACGCGAGGUCCAGCGGGAGAGAACCGAGAGUUCAGAAUGGAGAGACGAUCGUCGCGAGAUUCACGAUGAUCGUGGCAUCCAGGACAGAUCGUUUGAAAGUCGGCGCAAUGUCCCACGAGACGAUCGCUCCGAACGUAGCGAGCGUAGUGAACGUAGCGAGCGAAGCGAUCGCGGCGAGCGUCCCCAGAGACCAGAUUCUCGUGACAGUCGAACCUCCCGGGAAUCGAGAACUUCUCUACGCGACGAGGACUUUCACAAAUCCCGAGACAGCGGUUCCUGGGUCAACGAUCUCUCCGACUACGAGGAGAAGAAGCCCGAAAUUUUUCGCGAGGAUAGAGAACGAGAGCGCGAACGAGAUCGAGAUCGCGAUCGUGAUCGUGAUCGUGAACGUGACAGAAGACAGCCACCCGGUCCAGUCACUCGAGAAAAGCUCGAGGCGGACGAACUCAAGUCUGAGAAGCGUAGCUUGACUCAACUGAAACGCGGCAGCGCUGACCAGGAGAAGAAAGAGUUGACAAAGGACUCGCCGGUUGAGUUGAAAAAGGAAUCGGAAGCCUGGAGUCGGAAAUUGGAGCGCACACCCGAGAAUAGAAUCGAGACGAAAGCCUGGGCGGACGCUGUUUCGCCAACUUUUGAAAAGGAGGAGGAGAAACUUGAGCCAAUCAAGGAUGACAAGGUCGUUGUGGAUCUGAAGCAGAGUAUGGAAAAGUUGUCGGUCGAUAAGAGAGAGGAUGUGAAUGAGGAGAUUAAGGAUGAUUCGAAGGACGACAAGAGAGAAAAGUCGACGAGGAACAGGACGAAUAGUGGUGGCUCGAGAGGUGGACGAGAUACGCGAGGAAGACAGUGGGGAGCUUUCAAUGUUUACAAUCAGCGUUGGCGCGGAGCCGAGACUCGAGGCAGAAGAGGAGGCUCCGCGAGGGCUUCGGGGAGACCGGGAUCAGCGAGAAGUGGAUCUUAUGGUCACACGGAUUCGGAGAUGAGUGGAGAUGAAGUGUCGAGUUCGGCAGAGUUGCCCAAGGAGGAAAGACGAGCAAAGUCGCCGAAGCCGCCGUCGCAGAAGGGCGAGAAGGAUGACAGAAAUCGGGAUGUGUCGAGGAGAGACGACAAGAGGAGUGAUUAUCCGCAGCAGAGGCCUGAGAAGAGAGGUGGUUACGAUGGGAGGCCGACUCGUGAAGGAUUUGCGCCGUCGGGUGAGCCUUCGAGACGAGGACGAGGAGGAUAUCGAAUUCGAGGAGCGACUGCUGGAGGAAGAAUGGAGGGCUAUGGUCCCCCCUCGAGCAAGAGUCCCUUCUCUUCGGAGAGGAGUUUGGAGGAGAAAAGUGCUGGUCUGAAUGCGCCGGCUCCUCUGGAAAAUGAAUCGAGUGUCGGCGGGGUUGGCAGUCCUGUGGAGACGGCGGAUGACAAGAUUAUUGCUAAGCAGCAGGCACUGACGGCAGGCAUUACGGGAAGACACAGCAAGUCGGUGAAUAAUCAGGGUCAGCAGCAGCAGCAGGUCAAGCAGGAGGUGAAUCAUACGAAUCAGGGACAUGGGAUGGGACCACCGAGGAAUGCUCAGGUCAGAAAGGAUGACCAGAGGGCGAAGAGGAAUCAUAGUGGAAAUAGAAAAACAAGAGACAGUCGAGAGGCACGUUUCCGGGGCAGUAGUUCGAACAUCUCGAAGCAGAAUUCGUCGGACCACGGGAACGAGGAUUGGGAAACAACCUCGGAAAACAGUGAAGAGCACAUGGACGAACGUAAAGAUUCUCGUAGUGCCAGAAAUAAGCAAUUCACGAGCCGAGGUCCGAAUCAAAACCAGGGACUCGGUCCGCAACCCCGGAGAAAUGAUCAGCCGGGUAACAAUCGCGAUCAGCGUGAGAAAAGCUCCAAGUCUUCCAGCGGUUCGUCGCGCGCCCCAGGCGCCGAGAAACGAAACGCCCAGAACUCUGCCUUUAGCAACCAAAGAAACAGUUCCGGAAACAUUCCUCCCCUGAUGCAGAACGCUCAGGCACAAAACGGCCGACCGAGGAGUCAAGGCUCCGCAAAUAGCGGCGCUCCUCCUCUUUCGGGCAAAUCCAACAAGGAGAGCACCGUGAAUCGCGUCGACGAGAUCAAAUUGAACGAUCCAAAUCUCGUGAAUCAGGCUCUGAACGAGAUGAACAAAAAGGCCACUUCCAAGGAUAAGAAGUCGAAUGACGGCGAGUCAGACACGAAUAAUUAUUCAACGGGUGGUGACGAGGGAGUGAAUAGCACCGAAGACAAGAUUGAUUCCGACGGAUUCCAGGAGGUGCGUUCGAAGAAAAACGUGAAAGAAUCGAGACACAAUCAGAAGGACGAGCCAAAGUCGAGACGUGAGAAGGACAAGGAGAGAGAGCGAGACAGGUCGAAAUCAAAGUCAAAUGGUCCGCAGCCAACGCCACAGCAGGUGCAGAAUAUUCCCCCACUGUUGGGUCAGCCGAUUCCCCAGCCAGCGAAUAUGCCGCAGAAACCUUUCGACAGGAAUGCAAGUCGUCAGAAACUGGCGCCCAGAUUCCAGAAGCAGAGGCUCGCGAAACAGCAACAGCUUGGCAGUGAUAACGAGGGCAAGUCCAAUAAUUCUGGGGCUUACAUGAAGGACUCGUCGGGUGGUCCAGCACCGCCUCCUUCCGUAAACGCCUGGGACAAGCCGUUCACGAGUAGUCAAUUGCGAUCCAAUUCUCCCUCGAGUGUGCCAGCUGAUAUUCAGCUGAUGUCGGGCCUGCAGGCGCAGAACGAUCAUUCUCACGAGAAUAACGAGCCGACAAAUUCGGGCGGAAGCAGCCAGAGAAAUUCGCCAAACUGCGAGAAGCCUGGUGGCAAGAUUGGUGGCAAGGAUGUGGAAAAGAGUGUUGUGUCUGAUGCAUCCUCGCCGCCCGUUCAAACCCUGAUUUUUGAGAAUACAAAUUACUCGAAGACAACGAAAACUGGAUCGGCGGAUCUGGCCAUGAAGUCGAAGUACUCGAAUCAUAUGAAGACUCAGAGAUUGGACAAGAGGGAUUUGGAGGAGGAGGCUGGAGGCCAGAUUCAGCAGCAGCAGCAGCAUCAGCAACAGGCCUUGUCGGCUGCCUUUUCCAGCAAACCCGGUGAGAUGAUGAAGGAGAAGAAUCAGGAGCCAAUUCAGAUGCCUCUGUCGUUUAAUAAGAGCGAGGACAAUGCGGACAUGAAGCUGGACUUUACAUUUGACUCGGAUCUCUCGCAAUUGACGGAAGACAAGAGCAAAAGUUUGGGAAUACCGAGAUCGAUGCAUUUGACGGGUGGGCAGAGCAGUUCGACGGCCGAGUUGAAUUUGAAGAUUGCCUCGGUGAAGAAGGUUUGGGAAAAUGCGCCUCCGAUGCCGACGGUUGUCGAGCACGAGGAUGGCAGUGUUGUCAAUGCGGCGAAUAGUUUCCCCCAGGCUUUCGAGAGCAAUGAUGAUGAUGGCUACAGUUCCCAUCAACAGUACAAUCAGAGCAAUAUGAAAAAUGAGAUUGCCACCUCGACGAAUGUCUGCAAGCUGGUUCCCCCGCAGGUGAAGCCGCAGCAACAGUCCUCUGGUGGCAAUGCUGCACAAUCUGGUUCCUCUGUACCAGGACCUAGUCCCAUAGGACCCGGUCAAAGUCCCAUCGGACAUCCUCCCGUCAGCCUCCAAGGCCCACUCAGUCCUCCGCCCUUCAAUUCCACAGGACAACCGUCCCAUAUUAAUUAUCAGAUGUUGCAGGAGUUCCCGCAGUAUCCCGGGUCCCAGGCAGCACAAUACGGUAGUAUGUCUGCAAUUCCGUCGCCGCCGGCGAUGCUCUACAACACCGGAUCAGGUCAGCUUCCCGCUCAGGCUGGAGGUUUGUACGGUGCAUUCCAGUUGGACCAGAGCCGGUCUCCGUUCACGCAAUACCCUCCGUACGCACCGUCCUUGCAGAAUUCCUUCAACCAGCAGAACGUUUAUUUGCAGCAAGCGCCUCCUCACGCACCAAAUGCACCAGCUCCCGACAUGUACCAGAGCAAUCUCUCCCAGUAUCGAAUCCAGGCAGCUGCAGCGCCUCCCUUUGGCCAGAACCAACAGCUCAGCAACAAUCCCAACACAGUUUUGAUCAGCUCGUCGUCCAAUUCGUUAAUGUCCGCGAGUGUCAAGCCAUCGUCGCAAUCGAUUGGCGCGAUCGGAACAAAGGCACCACACUUUCAGGCGCCCUCGGCGCCACAGCCAAACCAAUUGGCUUACAUUCCAUAUGAUCCGAACCAAGUUCUGGGUGUGAGCGGAAGUUACAUGGGCAAUUCACAGCUUGUUCAGAGGCCAGGACCGAAUGUACAACCUUCGGCGAAUAGCUAUUACAGUGCAACCUCCGCCGAUGUCUUUCCCGGUUCCCAGACGGGAUUUUAUCAACCGGGCGGAGCUGCUCAGCAGACGGGUACACACUACGGCCUGCAGGGGUUUGGCCAGCAUAGUCAGAGUCUAGCGACGGGAAAUGCCCAGCAAGUGGGCCUUCAGAAUUUCAGUUCGCAGUUUCUCUCGGGUUCCGGACUCCAGAUUGCGGCACAGCAGUAUAGAAAUCCGACGGGAGGAUUGCCGGGUCCCGCGAAUGCGGCUGCGACCUUUCUGAGCAAGCACCAACAGCAGGAGCAACCGAGGCAGCUGAAGAGCCCCUCUGGCAAUCAGCAGGAUGUGCUGACUUCUGUUUUUGGAUCGACACCCCAAAUUCCAUCUCCAAAGUCGAGAAAACAACAAGCCCCAUCUCAACAGCAACAACAGCAAAGUUCAACGCAACAUCAUAAAUACCAACAAUAUCAGGGCGUCAGUCAGUCUGCUCUGGUAAGCAGCUACACUAACUAUGUUUUACAACAAAAUGUUCGUGGAAUGGGAAUGCCACCUCGUGCAGGUAUUCAGCCUUCCCAGCAAAGAUAUCCACCGCCAAUUCAAAGGCCUGUGGUUCCCUUUCCACCUGGACCUAACAAUCCUUCUCAACAGCAACAACAAAAUUGUAUGCCUGCACAACAGCAGCAACAGCAAUCCCAAAUGAAUCGGCACAGACCUAUGCAUCAGCAGCAACAGCAGCAACGUAACAUGAAGAUGCAGCAGCAAUAUUAUUCUGGACAAGGUAACGUAAAAAUGGAUUCCGCCGACAAGGUCGACACGCACAGCGAUAAAAUUGCAGAAAGCAACGCAGUAAAUCAAUCUGGCGGCAACAAAUCCACGGUGAAUCAACAAGACGUCGAAAGCAAGGAGGAAGUGAAUCAGCAAAAUGAAUAAAGCCUCCUCCUCCGUCCACGAGUUCUCAGAUAAGCGAGCAAAAGAUCCAAUUUUGCUCCCCCUGAAACAAAUGGACUCUCUUUGUCUCUCUCUCUCUCUCACACACACACACACACACUGGCUAAUUAAUAAUGAAAGACGCAGAAAAGAUUUUGUGUUUCUACUCAUCUGAAAAAUACUUGCCGCACAACUUGCUCGUUCUGCUUCGCUCACUUUUUCCCAACACAACAAACAAGCCUUCUACUAUUUCUCAAAGAAAAAGAAAAAAAAAACAAAGAAGAAAUCAACACUCACAGACUUUAUCGUGCGAAAAGCUUUUUUUUUUCUUAUUUCUUCCCGCGGAUUCUCUCUGCACAUACUUUGGGCCAAUUGUUCCCUAGCCUGCCCCCCCCCCCUCCCCCCAAAGAAGAAGCGAGCAAUAUAUAUAUUUUUUUUAUUCCCCGAAUUGAGAAUAAUCGUGAUUGCGAUCCUUGAUUUUCCGGAAUGUGAUCUUUUGGCAGAAGAAAUGUGUAAGUUUAUUUUCACAAAAUCGCACGACGACUGAAACCAAGUGCUGAGAAUUCACUCUUAAACCGGAAUCAUUUGGUGAAAGGGCAAAGCGAACUCUUUUUUCAAAGGCAAAGCGAACUCUUUUUUCAAAGGCAAAGCGAACUCUUUUUUAUUAACGUCCUCGUCGACUAGUGAUGAUGAAUCGCCGGCGCUUGUUUUUUUUUUGUUUGUUUUUGUUUUUUUUCUAACGCCAGCGAGCUUUUUACGCACCGUUGUCACAGUGUUUAAGGUGAAGAUGGGAACGGAAAGACUGUCAUCCGUGCCUCCGUGUGCGGUAGAAGAAGCUAAACGCAAGAAUAAAUAAAAAAGUCUAUUCGAGCGGCUGAAAACCGUCUACUGAUUUCCCAUUUUAACGCGCACUAAUCAAUAAUCAGCUCGUAUCGUAGAGCUCUGUUAAAAAAAAAAAACCAAACAAAGAAAAACAGAAAACAAAGGAAAAACUACUACGAUUAUUUACUGCCACUGGAAGGAAACCUUGAGAGGAUCAAUUUUCUUCAGACUCGGAUGAGAAAUAAAGGAGAGGAAGACCCGUUGACGGGCUGCUGCAUAAAAGGCACACGAGACGUUUUCUAAACAAACAAAGAAGAAGAGAAAAAAAAAAGAAAAAACAAAAACGAUAUUUCUAGGAGCGAAGAAUUCUUUCCGAUAUUGCUACUAUAAUUUUCUUAAUUUUAUUAUAUGUUUGCACGUGUACACUGGGCAUGCUCCGUAAGUCGAAUGAAAGUAAGAAGUAGAGGAAAUUGAUUAUGUAAGGUAACAUUAAAGUAUAAUUAUCGAAGGUAUUAAAAAGAAUGAUGAAGAAGAAGAAGGAGAAAAAAGCAACGUUCGAUCGCGUCUACUGCUUCGAUGCGGUAUUUUUAAAUUGUGUCCACGGCACAAGGGAAGCGGUGCGGGGGUCUGUCGUCGAAUCGAGGGAAAGGGUUUGAGAAUCGCGUUGGUGUCUGUCAGAAACGAAAGAAGAAGAAAAAAAAGAAAGAAAGAAAAAGAAAGGAAAAAACGAGAAGUUCCCUCACAUGAAUCUUUUACUUUUGUCAAGUUUCGAAAAUGCAAUCGACGACGAUAGAAGAAGCUUGAGAUUUGAUAGUCUGAGAUUAAUAGAAACUAUUGCGAUUGACAAUACGUGAUAUGAACCUGUAAAUAUUGUUUUAUUUGAAAGACUGAAUUUUGUGUGGCCGUCGUUGUAACGAUUUAAACAGGAGCGACAGGACAGACCCGCGAAUCUAACCCAAAGUGCCUGUAUUUUUAUCUAUCUUGUAGUUAGUAACGUGACAACAGUAACUUAUACAUUUACCUGCUACGUUAUUAUAAUAAAUAAAGGGAAAACAUAACGUUACUUUCUCGUAGUACUGAACAAGAAAAAAAAAACAAACAAAAAAUACCCAGACUGUUCAUUCGAUGGAGAGGGCGAAUUGCGAACUUCCUUGUACCACCGCUUAUUUUUUUUUUUGUUUUGUUUUCAUUUUUUUUUUUUUUUAGACACUCAAUCUUAUUUAAUUGACUCUUUUCAUUUUGGAAAGUAUUGGGGGAAGCCGUUACUUAUCUUCGUAUAUUCAAGAUUCACGUUUUUUUUUUUUUUCACGGUGAAGAAAAAUCUUAAGGGAUGCCGCGCUUUUUACAGAAAACAAAAACAAAAAAAGAAGAAAGAAAGAAAAUAAAUACGAGAAUUUUUGUAUUGUCCUGUUUAUACGAAUCCAUUUUUAUCAUCAACUCAUUCAACUCUGGCAAAGAAAUCUCGUCUGAAAAAUUAUCUAGCGAAAUUGUGAAAUAGGGAGGGAUUUCUUCUUUUGUUUUGUUUUUUUCUGGGAGAAAACGGCGACGAAGGAUUUUUUGAUAAAAGAUUUACGCGGUGUCGCUUUUUUAGAAAAAAAAAUGAAUUUAAAAAAACUGUGCCGCAAAAUUUUCACAUCAUUUUUUUUUUUUUUUGAUAGCUUGCAGAUCGGAAUGAGAUUUUAGAAAAAUGGAAAGUGGACUUUUGAGAGUUUGAAAAGACUUGAACUAGCCUUUAAUUUGAUGCUAUUCGUAAACAUAAAACGUAAUUUGUGAAGUACUUUCAUACGUAACAGCGUACUCUCCCAGCGAAUCGGGAUGGUGAGAACUUUUUGAAUUUUUGCCAGGUCCUGAACUCCGUAAAUAAUUGUACAUACACAGACUUGAAAACGCGAGAAGUCAUCGAAAUUGUUAAAUUAAUUACGUAUACUUGAGAAAUUCGUUGAACGUACUUUUUCUUUCUUUUGUUGUUUUUAUUUUGUAAUUUUUGUUUUUUUGUUUCCUAAAUUAAACUCAAAAGUUGGGUUUCAUCAACGAGACGAUAAACGGAAGGUCACUAGUAUAAAAUAAUUAUGGGUUGUUAGGAAAUUGUUAUUCGAACACGCCAGUAGCUAUACACGUGGAAUCUUGUCAUUCUUAAGCUCAAGAUUUAAAAGUAAGAGAUCGCGCCAAUUAUACCGUCGAUAAAUCGUGAUCUGAUUUAAGGAUUUAAAAAAAAAAAAAAAACAA